This is a messenger RNA of Helianthus annuus (common sunflower), 654 nucleotides long. RefSeq lists its product as uncharacterized. NCBI's taxonomy places the organism in Eukaryota, Viridiplantae, Streptophyta, Magnoliopsida, Asterales, Asteraceae. The transcript has 3 exons. Bases 62 to 439 code for a protein of 125 amino acids. The record is from RefSeq and is a predicted model, not a curated record.
UCGACUGCGGCCGCAGCAGUCAGAUUAUAAUCGAUGGUUACUGCUUUAUCUCCUCUGAUUGAUGAAAUCUGGCCUCUCAAUAUGGCAAAAUCAUCUGGUGUUGAAGAACGAUCGUUGGCUGUUCAGAGGAUUUCAGAAGACAAUGUCGUCUCAGCAAUCGACUUCAUCCAACCUGAAACCGGACAAAGCAUCAAGACAGAUGGAUAAGAAAUUUGUGAAGAAUCAGGAUUCCAAGAAAGUACCUGUGGGUCCUAAAGGCCAGCCAUCAAAAAGGAACAACAGAAAAGGGGAAAACCUGCAUGUUCAUUUUUGCCACAAAUCACAGAGACAUGUUCUGGUUCUAGACUCCCAACUAAAUCGAUCUGCAGGAACGCUGCAUGUAAAGCGGUGGUUUAUGCUGUUGACGGUGGAGUCGCUGUUUAAUUUGCACCUGUUGUAGCAGAUGAAGUUUUUGCCACAAUAUCUAGUGGAACCGUGAUUGGUAAACGUGUCAAGAGUCUCCUACCUUGCUGUACAGUUCUUGGAGGAGUCUCCUAAGCAGAAACGCACAACUGAUCACAACUGUUGUUACCACGAUUUUUCUAAGCUUUAGUUGAUUAACAAACACAUAAAUGAAUCUGCAAGAUUAUAAAUAAAUGUUGUAGUUAUCUUAAA